This is a messenger RNA of Cydia splendana, 2224 nucleotides long. RefSeq lists its product as uncharacterized. The coding region runs from base 428 to 1657 and encodes 409 amino acids. NCBI's taxonomy places the organism in Eukaryota, Metazoa, Arthropoda, Insecta, Lepidoptera, Tortricidae. Gene Ontology annotation, biological process: apoptotic process; regulation of apoptotic process. The record is from RefSeq and is a predicted model, not a curated record. The transcript has 4 exons.
UCAUUGGUCCUAAGGAGGUCAGUGUGCAUGGGAAGUGGGUCAGCAGUGAGCCAUGGCGCGGUGCAGCAACACCACAUCUUCAAAAACAUCGUAUAUUUACACUUGAAAAUUCUUAAGAUAAGACGUUGGGAAAACAAGUGAGUAGUGACAUUAAAAAAGUUGUAUAUCAAUAUGAGGCGCGUAGAGAGACGCGAGGUUGGGUAAGUAACUGGCGCGCGCUCGGUAAGUGUCGGCUAACUUCGGUCGCCGUCGGUAGAUGUCGUUGGCGCACGCGCGCGGCCGCCAUCGAUCCCCGCCCACGCGUGUAGCAGACUAGAGUGCACGAGCCCGGUCGGACCGGCAUGGCGACGUGAACGGCACCAGCGGCCUCCGGCGAUGCCGCGAUGGCCAGAGAGGUAACGCCGAGCGACCCGUCGCUUGCCUAACGAUGGAAGUUAGAGGAAAGAGGCCUUUCAAGAUAUGGGACAGCUCUCGCAACGUGAGGAAGGGACUGGUGGUCACUAGUUUCGAGGAGCUUAUACACAGAGGAAAAGAGAAGCUCUCAGUAUCAGCGUCAGAGCCGGUGCGCCUGGUCCUCGAGAGCGACGGCACGCAAGUAGAGGACGGGGACUACUGGAGAACACUCCCUCCUAACACCAUCUUACUUCUACUCAGGCCGGGCGAGAGGUGGUACCCCACCGGCGUCGACGUCAUCAAGGCUGCGAUAUCAGCGAUCCCAAAGAUAGUAUGCGAGACAAUCCACGCCCUCGAGCUACACGAUGAGACGCCCUCAUGGAAGAUCAUGGACAACAAGGGGCGCGUCACGGUGGUGCUGCACUGGGACCAGCGGCCGCAAGCCUCGCCGGCCGCGCGCUCGCCCUCGCGCCAAGCCAAGCCCGACCGCCGGCCCUCGCUCGUCAUCCAGACCUCGCUGGACCGCGCGCAGCCGCCGCCGCCGCACAUCACCGUCGUCAACCACGACGAGCCCGGCCCCGCGCGCGCGCGCCUCGCCCGCUCCGCCGGCUCCCUCGAGCACGCCCCGCCCGGCGCCGUGCACGUGCACACCUCCGAGUGCUCCGCGCCUGGACCCCCGCCGCAUCACGCGCACGGCCCGCACUCCCCUCGCCCGCCGCCCGACGAGUGUGACUUCCACUGCUGCGCUCUUCAUGAAGAAGGCCGCCGUAUAGCCGUGCACAAGAGCGUAGCCACCUCCCCCAUCCAGGACGCCCAACCCCGAGCCUCCCCCCAGGGCCGCCCUAAAGGUCACGUGCGAUUUCUCGACGCGGAGUCCGCCCGCCGCGGCGAGCGCGACUCCAGUGAAAGCGAAACCGAGAAUACUCUAGUCGAGGACGAGGCCGUCACCUCCGAGAAGUUCCUACUCCUCAUAGACCAGCUCAGCGUCGACCAAAAACGCCAUCUCACCAUCAAAGACAUAGGUAUCAUCCUAGAGCGGCUCAGCUCGAAGAUCCUCGACGUGGAGCGGCUCGACCGCGAGUCAGAGUCCGACGACUGCUACAACUGGACGAUCAAGGCCACGAUACGCGGCGACGCGCUGCGCGAGCUCGGGGUCAUCUACAACGGGAACUACUACGCGAUCAGCGAGCACCCGGGCUACCGGGACGAGAACGAGGAGGCGGGAGACGAGGCGGAGGAGGAGGAGGAGGAGGACCGGCUCUGAUCGGGCCUGUGCGGCGCCGCCGUGCCCGCCGCCGCCGCCGCCGUGCGGCUCGUCUGCCGCAUCGCCGCGCGCUGACCGCGCACCGCGCCGCCGCACGCCGCCCCCGGCCCUCUAGAGUCAGAGCUGCCGGAUGCCUUGCGUAUUAGGGCUCCGGCCGCAGCGGAACAGUCAGGAGCUCAGAACGAAGCGCCCGUCGCGCUGUGAAUAUUUAGAGACUUAUUAUGAAAUUGCCGCCCGCCCCGAGCGGCGAGUACUAUAUUAAUAAUAGCUGAAAUUACAUAUUGUAAGUAAAACUGACUUCCUAUCGAUUUCUAAGGUGAUUACUGAUUACUUAAGUGUAGCGGUCGCACCGCGCGCGCACAAAAUAUUGGUUACCCGAGUGUCAGUAGUUGUAUUCUUAGGUAAAUAACAAAUUAUACACGUGUUAGCGAGGGUUCCGUCGUCGUCGCCCGCGCCGUGUUCACGAGCAAGGCCUAAAGUGAGCGUUGCGUGUACGAUAUAUCAAGAGCAUCCGUUUUAUUAGGAUGUAUACGCAUCUGUGUGAAUUAUAUAUGUAUGAAUGCGGUG